GCUUCUCUCUGUGUGUCACUUGUUGAAAACAAAGUAAAAUAAGAGGAAAAAAAAGAUGUAUUGAAAAAGCAAGCGCCUUUACCAAGGUAUGUGUUUGAUAUGCAAAGAUUUUAAGGACUUUCACAGACAUGCUGUACAAAGAGACCAUGUUACAUCACAUGAGGAAGCAGUAAAAGUAAAUAUUAAAGUUAAGUGAACAGUACCUGUAAAAGCUCAUUUAGAGAAGGAUGAAGACCAUUUUGGAAGAAGAAAAACAUUAAGAAUUGCAGCAAACAAGGUGUUUCAGGAUGAUUUUAUUAUAUCAAAUGGUACAUUUCAUUUUAUUUGCCUCAGUUUCUGGUGAAUGUAUGACCAAGCUGUUCCAAGAUACCUACUUUCAAGGAGGAGACAUUGCUGUUGUUUCCACGCCCAGUGCCAAGCACUGCCAGGUGGUCUGCACCCACCAUCCGCGGUGCUUGCUCUUCACUUUUAUGGCUGAAUCUGAAGAUCCUACCAAGUGGUUUACUUGCACCCUGAAAGACAGUGUUACGGAAACACUGCCAAUGCUGAAUAUGGCGGGAGCAAUUUCUGGAUAUUCUUUCAAGCAAUGCUCACACCAAAUAAGUGCUUGCAACACAAAUGUUUAUGUAGACCUAGACAUGAAGGGCAUGAACUAUAACAGCUCUGUUAGCAAGAGUGCUCAGGAAUGUCAAGAAAGAUGCACCAAUGACAUGCACUGCCACUUUUUUACAUAUGCAACCAGGCACUUUCCAAGCAUCACGCAUCGCAACGUUUGCCUAUUGAAGUACACCCAAACAGGGAUACCAACCAGUAUAAAGAAGCUCACUGACGUGGUGUCUGGAUUUUCACUGAAGUCCUGUGCACUUUCUAAUCUGGCUUGUAUCAGGGACAUUUUCCCUACAACGGUGUUUGCAGACCGUAACAUUGACAGUGUUAUGGCUCCGGAUGCCUUUGUCUGCCGUAGCAUUUGUACUCACCAUCCCAACUGUUUGUUUUUUACCUUCUUUUCUCAAGAGUGGCCAAAAGAAUCUGAAAGAAAUCUUUGUCUGCUUAAAACAUCUAAUAGUGGAUUGCCAAGCACACGCAUUAGGAAGAACAAAGCUUUUUCUGGUUUUAGCCUACAAAACUGCCGGCACAGCAUCCCAGUGUUCUGCCAUUCUUCAUUCUACCAUGACACUGAAUUCCUGGGAGAAGAACUGGACAUUGUUGGUGAGAACGGGCAUGAAGCCUGCCAGAAAACAUGUACCAACACCAUCCGUUGCCAAUUUUUCACCUAUUCUCCAUCUCAAGAAUCUUGCAACGGAGGGAAGGGUAAAUGCUACUUAAAACUUUCUUCAAAUGGAUCGCCAACUAAAAUACUUCAUGAGAGAGGAAGCAUCUCUGGAUAUACCUUAAGGUUGUGUAAAAUGGAUAAUGCAUGUACAACCAAAAUCAAGCCCAGAAUUGUUGGAGGAAACAAGUCUGUUCUUGGGGAGUGGCCGUGGCAGAUAACUGUGCACAUCACAUCACCCACCCAGAGACACCUGUGUGGAGGCUCCAUCAUUGGAAACCAGUGGAUAUUGACAGCUGCUCAUUGUUUCAACGAGGUAGAGUCACCUAGAGUUUUGCGUGUGUAUAGUGGCAUUUUAAAUCAAUCAGAAAUAAAAGAGGAUACAUUUUUCUUUGGGGUUCAAGAAGUAAUCAUUCAUGAUCAGUUUGAAGCGGCAGAAACUGGAUAUGAUAUUGCCUUGCUGAAACUGGAAACAACCAUUAAUUACACAGAUUCUCAGAGACCCAUAUGCCUACCUUCCAAAGGAGAUAGAAACGUGAUGUACACAGAUUGCUGGGUGACUGGAUGGGGGUACACAAAAUUAAGAGACAAAAUACAAAAUACUCUCCAAAAAGCCAAGAUACCCUUGGUGACAAAUGAAGAAUGCCAGGCAGGAUACAGAAGCCACAAGAUAACCAAUAAGAUGAUCUGUGCAGGCUACAAAGAAGGAGGGAAGGAUGCUUGUAAGGGAGAUUCAGGGGGCCCCCUGUCCUGUAAACACAACGAGGUCUGGCAUCUGGUGGGCAUCACAAGUUGGGGUGAAGGCUGUGCUCAAAGGGAGCGGCCAGGUGUCUACACCAGAGUGGUUGAGUACGUGGACUGGAUUUUGGAGAAAACGCAAGAAGCCUGAGAGUGUCCCCAGAGGUCACUGGACUCCCUGAAGGGUCACCCAGAUUAUUCCCUGGAAGAGGGUUUGGAUUUCCCUGGAGAGCUGCCCCUUCAUCUUCCUCCAUAGGUGAAGAAUCAGAGACAGUAACAGACUAGAGGGGCUUGGCAUUGGUAAGAACACACCUAGAGGACAUAAACAGCCAUUCUCUCAACUCCCAUCCUGUGACCUUCAGAGCCUGUUCUCAGCAUCCAGACUCUUGCAUUUUGGUUACACCAUUCAGCCCUACAGAGAUUGAAAU
Molecule: messenger RNA, 2436 nt
Organism: Phacochoerus africanus (Common warthog)
Lineage: Eukaryota; Metazoa; Chordata; Mammalia; Artiodactyla; Suidae
Gene: F11
Product: coagulation factor XI
Exons: 15
Coding region: 288-2159 (623 amino acids)
Biological process (GO): proteolysis
Cellular component (GO): extracellular region
Molecular function (GO): protein binding; serine-type endopeptidase activity
Source: RefSeq, a predicted model, not a curated record